Zingiber officinale is the source of this 1109-nucleotide messenger RNA. RefSeq names its product peroxidase P7-like. Gene Ontology annotation, molecular function: heme binding; peroxidase activity. The transcript is spliced from 3 exons. The coding region runs from base 64 to 1026 and encodes 320 amino acids. Gene Ontology annotation, biological process: response to oxidative stress; hydrogen peroxide catabolic process. NCBI's taxonomy places the organism in Eukaryota, Viridiplantae, Streptophyta, Magnoliopsida, Zingiberales, Zingiberaceae. The record is from RefSeq and is a predicted model, not a curated record.
UAUGAGUUAUAGCUAGCCAGCAUUGUUCACUUGAAAGAAAAUAGUGCUCGAGCUAGCUCAGCCAUGGCGAUCAUGUGCAUAUUCUUCUUUCUCGUUGCAUCGAGUAUUACUACCACUGCGCAUGGACAGCAGCGGCUGUCGCACAAGUUCUACUCGCGCAGCUGCCCGGGCGUGCAGCAUCUGGUUCGUGCCACAGUCGAGGAGGCCCUCCGCGGGGAUCCCACUUUGGGUGCCUCCAUUCUUCGCCUCUUCUUCCAUGAUUGCUUCGUUAAUGGAUGCGAUGCCUCGGUUCUUCUCGACGACACGCCCUUCUUUAUAGGAGAAAAGAAUGCGCCGCCAAACAUGAACUCACUGCGCGGCUUCCAAGUCAUAGACGCCAUCAAGGCGCGCGUGGAGCCCCGCUGCAGGGGCACCGUGUCGUGCGCCGAUAUCCUUGCUCUUGCUGCCCGGGAUAGCGUCGCAUUGCUCGGAGGACCAUACUGGGCGGUGUACGUCGGCCGGAGGGACGCGAGGACGACGAGCCGGCAAGCGGCUACAGCGAACCUCCCGGCGCCCGGCGCGAGCUUCUCCGACCUCGCGACGUCGUUCGCGGCCAAGAGACUGAGUCCCCGGGACUUGAUCGCGCUCUCCGGAGCACACACGAUUGGCCAAGCGCACUGCAGCAGCUUCCGGACCCACAUCUACGGCGAAAGCAACGUUGAUGCGAGCUUCGCCGGCGCCCUUCGCCAGACUUGCCCGCCGGUGCAGGGGAUCGGAAACAGUCAUCUGGCGCCGCUGGACGUGCAGAGCCCGGUGGUGUUCGACAACAAGUACUACCAGAACCUGGUGGCCCGCCGGGGGCUCCUCCACUCCGACCAGGAGCUCCUCGGCGGUGGAUGGUUCGCGGAUUCGGUGGUGUGGCGGUACAGCGUCAAUCAGACGGCGUUUUUUAGCGAUUUCGCGGCGUCGAUGAUAAAGAUGGGCAACAUCAGUCCUCUGACGGGAAACAGAGGCGAGGUGAGAUUGAACUGCAGGAAGUGGAAUUAAUGAAGAUUACGCGUAUGAUCAUUCAUAUCGAUCUAUACCUGCUGAUUACAUAAAUAAUGUCAAAGCUCGAUGCUUUGUUCAUU